UAUUUCCUCACGAAAACAUAUUUUAGAAAUAUUCGAAGCUUUUCGUACCUUUGCUUUUGCUUUCGUAUCAGAGCAGUCAAUUCUUGAACCAAGUGUGUAACAAACUCAUAUUGACAAUUGAAAUUUCAUGAGCUUCAGUGGCUUGCCACUAUCGAUACUCUUGUUAAGAUAGAUGUGGACUCACUGGAGAAUCAAAUCUCAUGGGCCUAACAGAACUAAAAUGAAGGACAGUGGUUCUUCCUUCGGCUUUAAACAACAGGCGGUGCAGGUUGCUCUGUGGUCUACAUGGCUGGCUGGGUUUCUGCUGAUAGGGAUGUCUCUUUAUGCUACACAGUUGCUGCCUUCUUUGAAGGAGACAGAUCAAGGGAAAGGAAAAAACAUCGAUGUUGAGGGCAUCAGUGUCACAGUAUUCUCUGCAGUAGGGCCUUUUGUGGGCGAUGGGGGAGCACGCCAGGCAAUGGCAGUGCAGUCAUGGCUUGCUUUGGCUUCAGAUCUUCAAGUCAUUUUGUUUGGCCAACAUCCAUCUGUGCUGUCCUUUGUCAAAACACUCAAUCAUCCUCGUGUUGCAGUGGACUCUGCCAUUGAGUUUACAUUCUUAGGGACACCAAUGUUUCACAGCAUGGUGGCAAGAGCUCGUGCAUCUAAUUCUGACAUUGCUGUUCUAAUAGAGCCUGAGUUGGUUCUCCUUCCAGACUUUAUGGCUGCUCUUCAGUAUGCACAUGGCUUAGAGCAUGAUUGGCUUCUUGUUGCGAUGCCUCCAAAAAUUUCUUACUUUCCCUUCUAUAUGGAAAGACCAGGCAAAUGGGUUGAACAAGGGGGUCUUCCUGUUGAAUAUGAAAAGGUUCAGCAAUAUGUCAGACGCAAACGUAAGUGGGUCAAUUGUGGAGGUGGAAAAUUGUGGGCAUGGAAUACAGGAGAGCUGCCUUUGCAUGCAGGGGUCAUGCCUGCUUUCAUCUAUGGAAAAGGCUUUCACAAUGAAUGGCUGCUAAAUGAGGCUUUGUCAUCAGAUUUCAGAUUUGCAUUUGAUGCAAGUGAAGCAAUAUCAAUCUUCGACUCCAAAAUUGGCAUGGACAUCAAUGGGCAUUCUGUAGAAAAUGUAGAUAAUACAUAUAAAGUAGGAAGGUUGUGGGAAGUUGAAGGUAAUACACAUCUGGCAACACUGUAUGGUUCAUUUUAUUUCCGACCGGCUAAUUUUUCAAACAACCCUGUGAGACUUGUUGAAUGUGAUGGAAUUUAUAGCUUUAUAAUCCCUUCAGAUGAAACGAAAUCCAGGGAGGCUAUAAAUUUACAACUAUCUCCUCCUGAGACCAAUUCUGAGAAGGAAAGUUCAGAACACCAAAUAAAGAAUGGAAAGCUUAUGACAAGCUUUAGAAGGUUCUUCUUGGGUAAAAGACAGAGAAAACCUUCAAUAAGGUUAGGCCAGUCGUUACUUCAGGGAACUGGAAAUUCAGAUGUGUGGAAGGAUAAGAUCUUGGGGUCUAGAAUGAGGCGGCAAUUAGUUGACUGUAUCUAUAGGAGCAACUCAGAAAGAAGAAAACUGGACUGCCCAACAUCAAAGAUGAAUUCUGUUUUGCAUCCUGCAUUAACCUUAUCAUUACCUUUUUCCUUGGAUACACUUCUCCAGAAAGUCACUGAUAAUGAAAAAACUGUCAUUCUUGCAGUUGUAGGGAAUAACUACAGAGACAUGCUGAUGAGCUGGGUUUGCCGUUUAAAGAGACUUAAAAUCUCCAAUUUUCUCAUCUUUGCAAUUGAUCAUCAGAUAUAUCAAUUUUGUGUUCUCCAGGGGUUACCUGUGGUUAUGGAUGCUCAUGCAAUGAAUAUAAGCUUCAAUGACUGUCACUUCGGAAGUAAAUGCUUUCAAAGGGUAACCAAAGUAAAAUCACGAAUUGUUUUGCAAAUCCUACGAUUGGGUUACCAUGUAAUCUUUAGUGAUGUGGAUGUUUAUUGGUUCAAAAACCCGAUACCCUAUCUCAAGUCAUUUGGACCAGGGGUGCUUGCUGCUCAGAGUGAUGAAUAUAAUGAGACAGAGCCAUUAAAUUUACCUCGACGUCUGAACUCGGGUUUCUACUUUGCUCAUUCUGACAAUGCCACUAUUGUUGCUUUUGACAAGAUAGUAAAACAUGCUGCACUUUCAGAUAUGUCUGAACAACCAAGCUUCUAUGAUACACUCUGUGGAGAAGGGGGUGUACACAGAGUUGGUGAUAAUUUAUGUAUAGAACCAGAGACAAAUUUAACAGUUCAUUUCUUAGACAGAAACAAAUUCCCUAAUGGAGCUUUCCGUGGUCUGUGGGAAAAAGACAAUGUUGAUGGUACUUGCAAAACUCAAGGAUGUAUGAUCCUGCACAACAAUUGGAUAAGUGGGAGGAAGAGGAAGCUAGAGAGGCAAGUCUCAUCAGGCCUAUGGGAAUAUGAUGCCAGCUCUAGAAUGUGCUUGCAAAGCUGGCAAGGAACCAAGUCCAUGAGUUCUUAUUAGCCAGCUUAGAUUGCGGGAUAGGAAGUUCUGCACCCCACAUGAAAAUAAUUUUUUGAAGCUUCCCCUCAUUUCUUCUUCUGGACUUGAAUCCCAAGUUCUAUCAGCAUUCAGGACAGAUGUGAAAAUGGGAGAAAGUGCUCGAGUGAAGCAACCUGAUUGAGGAAGUUUUUGAGUGAAACCUUUGUAUGUAAACCUUCAUUCUACCUGAAGCAAAAUGAAGUCAAAUGGAUGUAAUGUGAGACAAGAAAAUAAAUUGUUAUGAAGCAUGAUUAUUCACAAUCUUCUUCACUAUAACUUGUUUCCGAUAAGAAUGAAAAUUCCUGCUUCAGAUCAUUUAUAAUAGCUGUGCAAGAGAUCCUCAACUACAUUCUUAGUAUCUCUAAUUCCAGUUUUCUUGUAUCACAAAUAUGUGUUUUGGCAUAAUAUAUGGAGACUGAUAUCCUGACCCUUGGUCUUUGUCCCAUGUAUUGGAAACACAUCCAUGUCUCAGAGACCUCUAUGGGGAUGCUUCCAAACAUUAAGAGACUUCAAAUGAAGUUUCCUUGUAUCUCUUUACAUCUCCUCGAAGUAUCACAUCUCUUGGAAAAGGGAAACCUCGUAUGGAGGUUUUUCAGAUGUAUCAUAUAAAUCUUACUGGGUUUUUCUAAGCUGCUGAUAUUUGAUUGACAAAAGCAAAACAAACUAGAGAAAUACACUUUUCUUAUCAAAUUCCAAAGAGGUACUGGUAUGAAGAGAAACAAUAAUAAUGCUUAAGCCGUGCUCAUGUAUUGAAGUCUUACCAGUCUCUGUUUGCCAUCUCUAAGAGAUUAUGGCUUAAAAUUUAAUUGUCUAUAAUACUAUAUGAUGAUGAUCAUCAAAUAUCAAUAUAAAUAUUGUUUGCUUUAA
Cryptomeria japonica (Japanese cedar) is the source of this 3358-nucleotide messenger RNA. RefSeq names its product beta-arabinofuranosyltransferase RAY1. The record is from RefSeq and is a predicted model, not a curated record. Bases 173 to 2473 code for a protein of 766 amino acids. Gene Ontology annotation, molecular function: glycosyltransferase activity. The transcript is spliced from 6 exons. NCBI's taxonomy places the organism in Eukaryota, Viridiplantae, Streptophyta, Pinopsida, Cupressales, Cupressaceae.